Messenger RNA from Engraulis encrasicolus (European anchovy), 2062 nucleotides. RefSeq names its product serine palmitoyltransferase, long chain base subunit 2a (gene sptlc2a). Gene Ontology annotation, cellular component: serine palmitoyltransferase complex. Lineage: Eukaryota; Metazoa; Chordata; Actinopteri; Clupeiformes; Engraulidae. The transcript is spliced from 12 exons. Gene Ontology annotation, molecular function: serine C-palmitoyltransferase activity; pyridoxal phosphate binding. Gene Ontology annotation, biological process: sphingosine biosynthetic process; ceramide biosynthetic process. The record is from RefSeq and is a predicted model, not a curated record. The coding region runs from base 120 to 1829 and encodes 569 amino acids.
AGGUUCUUUGACAGGAUAGCAGCAAAAAAGUGAGCUGUCCUGUCAGCGUCCCGAGUCACACUUGCAUCUUUAAACCUGUAAUCGUGCAAGUUGUUGUAUGUCUCAGCUCAAAGACAAGGAUGACCGAAAGUUCAGCUAACAAGCCGGCGAAUGGAGAAGUGUGUCACCGGACAACAAAUGGUGUAAAACCAUGCAGAAACGGCUUCGCGAAGAAUCACUACCAUUAUCAACAGCAGCAGCAUCAAAAGUCCUGCUAUCUCGAGGAGAAGGUGUACCACAUAGCCUCCAAUGGCGGCCUGUACAGUAGGCCGUUUCUGGAGUCGUUUGAGCAGACUCCCAUGCUGGUGGCGGUGCUGACGUACAUGGGCUACGGCAUCCUCACCAUCUUCGGCUACCUCCGCGACUUCCUCCGGGACUGGAAGAUAGAGAAGUGCCACAUCGCCCGGGAGCGGGAGCAACAGAAGGAUUUUGUGCCCCUUUAUCAAGACUUUGAGAACUUCUACACGAGGAACUUAUACAUGAGGAUCCGGGACAGCUGGAACCGGCCCAUUUGCAGUGUUCCGGGAGCCAAGUUUGACCUGGUGGAACGGGUCUCCCCCGACUACAACUGGACAUUCGAGUACCCGGGUCGGGUGGUGAGGGACGUGGUCAACAUGGGCUCCUAUAACUACUUGGGCUUCGCCGAGAACAUCGGCAUGUGCGCCGAGGCCGCCGCCGCCGUCACACAGAGAUACGGGGUCGGCGUGGCUAGCACGAGGCAGGAGAUGGGUAACCUGGACAGGCACCGUGACCUGGAGGAGUUGGCUGCUCGCUUCCUGGGUGUGGAGUCGGCCAUGGCGUUCGGGAUGGGCUUCGCUACCAACUCUAUGAACAUCCCUGCUCUCAUCAGCAAGGGCAGUCUGAUUCUGAGUGACGAGUUAAACCACGCCUCGUUGGUGCUGGGAGCCCGGCUAUCAGGGGCCACCAUCAGAGUCUUCAAGCACAACAACAUGCAGAGUCUGGAGAAGCUCCUGAGAGAUGCCAUCAUCCACGGGCAGCCCCGCACACAUCGGCCCUGGAAGAAGAUCCUCAUAGUAGUGGAAGGCAUCUACAGUAUGGAGGGCUCCAUCGUGCGGUUACCCGAGGUCAUCGCCCUGAAGAAGAAGUACAAGGCCUACCUGUACCUGGACGAGGCGCACAGCAUUGGGGCACUAGGACCGCACGGACGAGGGGUGGUCGACUACUUCGGCCUGGACCCCCGAGACGUGGACAUCAUGAUGGGCACCUUCACCAAGAGCUUCGGGGCCGCGGGGGGCUACAUUGGUGGACGCAAGGACUUGAUGGACUACCUGCGUACACACUCCCACAGCGCGGUGUAUGCCACCUCCAUGUCUCCUCCCGUUGUGGAGCAAAUCAUCACUUCUAUGAAGUGCAUUAUGGGUGAAGAUGGAACCACGAUAGGUCGUGAGCGUGUCCGGGCGCUGGCGGAGAACACGGCGUACUUCCGGCGGCGUCUGCAGGAGCUGGGCUUCAUCACCUAUGGCAACAGCGACUCGCCCGUCGUACCCAUGAUGCUCUACAUGCCCGCCAAGAUCGGGGCGUUCAGUCGUGAGAUGUUGAAGAGGAACAUUGGCGUGGUGGUGGUGGGCUUCCCUGCUACUCCCAUCAUCGAGUCCAGAGCUCGCUUCUGCAUAUCAGCCGCCCACACCAAAGACAUGCUCGACAAGGCUCUAGAGAAGAUCAGCGAGGUGGGGGACCUUCUCCAGCUGAAGUACUCCAGGCAAAGGACCCGGCCACCGCCCCUGUACCGCCCCUUCGACGAGACCACUUACGAGGAUAGCGAGGACUGAUGAUCAUCCCUUCACUAAUCAAUCAAUAGACAGAUUGAUUGAUUGAUCGAUCGAUCGGCUCAGCGGUCGAAUGGUUGAUUGAUUGAUUGGUAGAUCGCCCAAUCAGUUUUCUGACCUCAGACCCAAAAAAAAAACAAAAAACAAAAGUGCACUGCGGUCUCUUAAGCUCUUAAGCUCCCACCUCGGAAGGAGGGAUUUCACUCAACCACUCAAAAUAAAUGUCAUUCCUUGUC